Ctenocephalides felis (cat flea) is the source of this 1081-nucleotide messenger RNA. Its product is annotated as UPF0692 protein CG33108-like. The record is from RefSeq and is a predicted model, not a curated record. The transcript is spliced from 4 exons. NCBI's taxonomy places the organism in Eukaryota, Metazoa, Arthropoda, Insecta, Siphonaptera, Pulicidae. The coding region runs from base 215 to 1081 and encodes 288 amino acids.
AAUAAAUAUCAUAUUUUAAUAUUAAAUUCUUAUAAAAUACAUCAUAUUCUAAUAUUGUCUAGAAUAAAUAACGUGUUUUGUGAUUAAUUACAACAGUUUCUGCAAUAAAAAGAGUCCCGACCCCUGUCUCUCGGACUAUUUCCUUCGAUGAGAAGAGUUCCUUCGAGGCGUUUUUGCAUUUCGCUUGGCUUUAACUAUUGACUCCGUAAAAGGAAUGCUAUUUACCUGUGAACUGGCGAAUUUACCAUCACUGCACAGGGCCGCAUCGACCAUAAAAGCCAUGUCAAUUUCCCCGCCAAUCGCCCCGCCGUUACCGCCCCAAUUCGACGCCCCCUUAAUAACUUUGCAAGACUUCGAAAACAAGGACCUGUCCACAAACGCCUGCCUGUGGGCCUCACAAUUCCCAGAGCUCCAAUGGACCUGCAACAUCCACAAAAUAUCACUGGACAGACCUCCAAUAAAAUGCACUUACAGGAAAUUUCAACCCCAGAAACAGAUAGGACCCACCUGCGGCCUUGUGGCCCUUUCGAUACUGUUGGGAAAUAAGGUCACGGCCGAAGAAUUAUUGACCCAGGCCAGGGGUAAAGGAUACAGUAUUAAUGGAGAGAUGUUCAGUGCUAAAUAUUUGUUGGAUUUGUUGAAAGAGAAUUUAGACAGGUGCGAAUUUGGGGAGGGUUGUAAAGUUUGGUUGCACGAAGGUUCUAUAGAGACUGUUGAUGUUAUGCAGUUUUUGUUGGAAGGAGGAGCUAUGCUCGUACCUUACGACGCCUGGUACAAUCACUCCCCCUGCCAGGCCAACGGCAACAAGGCCCACUGGGCCCUAGUCUGCGGCAUAGUGAUCCCCCAAGGGCAGAUGGCCAGGGUGCUCGCCUGGCAUGGAAAAUCGCAGAGGCUGGCCAUCUGGGAAUUGGCCGAUCUCAGUCUGAGCAAUUCCAACCUGAACGAGUUCAGCCCCAACAGGGAGAGGGACGGGAAGGAGUACGUUUUGCCCGAUGGGGGCAUCAAUGGGCCUUUGGGGAUCUGUGGGAGGUGUAUUAUGAUCGAAGGGUUUAGGAAUGGGGCGGUUAAGAUUUGCUCAUGA